This is a messenger RNA of Paramormyrops kingsleyae, 8075 nucleotides long. NCBI's taxonomy places the organism in Eukaryota, Metazoa, Chordata, Actinopteri, Osteoglossiformes, Mormyridae. The record is from RefSeq and is a predicted model, not a curated record.
UCGUACUUUCGCACAGAUGCUUCCGUACGUGAUUUUUUUUUCUAAUGAAAUGACGUCUCUUGCAACAACUGCAGUAACACACGCUCACACACAUCAACGGUAAACUGCUGGAAACUAUUUAUCCUGCUUCUUUGUCGAGCCGGAAAUAGGCUACAGGAAAGGGGUACAGCUGAAUAGAACGAAAUAUGUGCAUCAGUGUUUAUCUCUGCAAUACUGCGGCGCUGCAAAAGCAUCCCUCUAGGUUUCAAUGCCGCCGCGCCUGUUAACAUACGUGCGGAAAGGGGACCACCUCAUUUCUGUCAAAUCUGGAAUAGAUCAAAUGCCUUUUUCACGACUAAGACUAGCACAUAUGUUCUGGAUACGCAAAUGGCUUCAAGUGUGAGGAGCGCCGACAGCCUUUCGCACGGUGCGGACGCCGGCGAGCGGCGCCGGGCUGCAGUCCCCGCUUCACGGGGAGGGAGAAGCUCGGAAGCCGCAGGAUGCGCACUGAAGACCGGGAGGGAGGGAUCGCCUGCUAGGAGUCUGAUAGCAAUGGGGAUGCUUUUGCUUCUGUUGCAGGCGGCUUUUGCUACUGAGGAUGAAGGAACCUCAGGUUACUCAAACCCCUCACAGGAGGCAGGGGCUUUGGCUGGUUCUGUGCACCCAUUCGCUCGAUUGCUCCUGGGAGAUGGGGAUGCUUUUCCAGGAAUUCACACAGGUCCACCAGGGGCAGCAGACAGCACAAGAGUACAGCCAGCGUUCUCAUCCAUAUUGACUCUUAUGGCCAGCUCAGGCAAAAAGUCCCAGACCUUAGUUCAAUCUUCUCCGAUCAUAUCUAACAAUGGGUCCAAUAGUCCCAAAAGUGAAACAGAGCCGUUCUCCUCUGCACCUGCUGCCACCAGCAACUUCUCUUCAAGCUCAGAGGAGUCAUCAAGGGAUGACUUGUCUACAGCUGCAGCCCCUCGAGAUAGAGAUGCACUAGAGAAUGUGACUAGUGCAUUAGAUGGUCAAUUAGGGAAUGCUACAGCACCAGAGAAAGUUAAAAGCACGUCCAGAAAGGCAUCAUCUGCAGCAGUCAUGAAGGCCACUCAGGGCACGAAUGGCAUGCCUCAGCUUAUGACAAUAACCAACACAACCGUGGCCUUAACCACAAGAGUCCCAAGGACCCCAAUCACCACAACAAAGCUGAGCAAUGCCCGUCAAACGACUAUGAGCAUGGUUGAGACGACAACUUCAGAAAAGACCGGAGCCUUUGGCAAACAAUCAACAACUGCCCUGACCACAACGGUGGCUGCUGCUACCCAAACGCUCAAGAUCCCAGCAUUUAGACUAACCACAACUUCUGCUCGUAGUACCUCUACAACUGAAGUUUCUCCACUGCAGUGCAACGUUACAGAGGCUUUCUGGUUGAAAACAGUUCUGUCAGUACACCCAAGGAGAAACCGUCUGGAUAACAUACUGAAACAGAACCUCCCAAAAGGCCUUACACAGGCACUGCGGAAAGCUUUCAACAGCAGCACGAUUCGUGUCCAGCUGGAGAACCUGACGGGCACCUCCAACGUGACAGUGGCGUACUCGGUGGGCAGCGGCAGCACGGUCUUCAUGACCUCCGUGGUGAUCGAGGCCCUCGCCGUGUACGGGAUUGACAAGUUGAUGACUGACAUCCGGCAGUUCGUGCCUUUGGUGCAAUCCCUUUCCAUACCUGUCGCCCCCUGGAGGCCCAGCCCUGCCAUUUCACUUCAGCUCAAAACAGUGCUGCGGUUUGUGGGCCCAGGAGAGAACAUCAAGUCUUGCAGUUUCUCUCAGCUGAUGGAACGGCGACUGGAACUUGCAUUUGCAGAAGCGGAAUCCAAAGUGCUGAAUUCCAACAGCAAGCUGACUGUACAGAUCCUGGGCUCCUCGCGAGCGCUGAGCUCCCCGGCUGUUUCCCUCAUCUAUGUGGUGUUGAACGGCAGCGUCCCUCUGAACGGCACUACCUCCAGCAGCCUCCUGAACCAGCUGACCGCCGAGAUGGUUGGCUACUUCCUCCUCUUCCCCCCACUCAUCAUCGCGGAGCCCCUGGAGUACCACAACCUCAACACGUCCACCGCCACCAGGGACUAUUGGGUGAUCACAGUCAUCCAGGAUGUGGACAACUCCUCCCUGGAGGGAAACUACCAAAGCUUUGCCAGCCUGAUGGAGCAGCGGCUCGCCGAGGUCUUCGUCAUCACCAGGCAGCAAGGGACACGUUUCCGCCGGGCCACCACAGUGGGGGGCUACACCGUCCAGAUGGUGGGCAUACGGCGAGUUCCUGGCUCGAAGAAUCCUGCUGAGAUGACCUACUACGUCCAGCUGAACGGCAUCCCCAUGCCUGGCACGUCCGCCGCCAAAAUCCUCAACACGGUGGACUCGCAGACGAUGGCCCUCACCCUGGGCUACUUCGUUCAGCUGCAAGCCGAACCUGUGGUGAAGAACCCGCCAAAUAACCUGUGGAUCAUCGCCGCCAUCCUGGCACCCAUCGCCGUGGUGACCGUGAUCAUCAUCAUCAUCACCGCCGUGCUGUGCCGCAAGAACAAGGGCGACUUCAAGGCCGACACCAUGGGCAACCUCAACCCCAGGAGCAAGACGGCGUACCGGAGAGAGGCCAGUUACUACCACCAGCCAGUACAAGGGUUUGACUAUGCCAAGCAGCACCUUGGCCAACAGGGCGGCGAUGAAGAGGCUCUCCCUGUUACCCAAGAGACGAUGGUCCUGCCCCUUCCCAUCCGGGAUGCCCCACUCUCUCAGGAGAGGGGUAUGCAUCAAGAUGGCACCACCUCCAAAAAGACCCUCUCCAGUGAGGUGCGCAAAAGGUACGGACCUCUGGCCAGUGUCUCCUCUGGGAGGGAGAGGGAGCCUCCUGACUCUCUGUCCAUCUUUCUGACAGACCCCUACGACUCCUCCUCCGGCUCUCUGCAGCUCAUCUCCAUCAAGCCUAUGGCGGCUCAGCCCGCCUACUCACAUCCACCAUCAUCGGACCGCAGCCAGGAUUCGGCCAUCAUCAACGGGGAGGUGAGCAUGGCCCUAAAGCAGAAGUCGGACAUUGAGCACUACAGGAACAAGCUCCGGCUGAAGGCCAAGCGGAAGGGAUACUACGACUUUCCAGCCAUCAACUCCGGCUACAAGUCUGGGGGCCACAGGCAGAGGUACAGCCACGAGAAGCUCCAGCUGGAGCUCAGUAUGGGCCAGGAUGCUGAUGACGAGAAGGCCUCCACUUACGUCAAAUCCAGGAAAAGACAUUCCCAGCCAAGGAAUCCUGUCUACCGGAGCCGCCAGUCGCUGAACAGCCCCAGUCCUGGAGGAACAGAGAUGGACCUGCUGGUGAUGAGGGAGCGACCCAGGAGAGGGAUCCGCAACAGUGGCUACGACACGGAGCCGGAAUUAAUCGAGGAGACCAACGUGGACCGCUUGAUAGGCUCCCGGAUCUGUGGCGGUGGGAGGCAGGUCAAAGGUCACUCGGACACAUCCACCCUGAGCUCACAGCCGUCCAUCGACGAGGUGCGACAGCAGAUGCACCUACUGCUGGAGGAGGCCUUCAGCCUGGCCUCAGCUGGUCACUCCAUGGGCAGCCGCCGGCACCAUCACCAACACCACGGCCCCUACAGCCUACGGCACCCCGGGCCCUAUGCUGAGGUGGUGACCAGCGCCCCCGGGACCAUGAGCCGGCCCCGCGGGGCCUUGCAGUGGGUCCCUGCGUACAGGCCUGACGUUUUCCAGUACAGCCUCCCCAAACCGGCCUUUAGGUUCACGCAGCUUCCUGACAUGGCCAUGGGCUCCCCGCCGCCCCCCAUCCCCCCCAGAAAUGCAGCCACUCCUGGGGCCUCACUCAGGCGUUCCUCUUCUGACAUUGGCCCGAAGGCUCGGACCUCAGAGUCCUCUGCACCUGAGACACGCAGUCAGCACGACAGCGCCCCCUAUAUGCCGAUCACAAGACCGCCAGUUGCUUCUGUCGCUGCUGAGCUUCCUAUGUCAAACUACUCAGGAAACCCCAUGUCAGCAGUCUACGCCAUACCAGCCAACCGGUCCGACUACUCGGCCUACGUUGUGUCCACGCCACCGAGCUCGUACCAUAGCCCUUCCUGGAUGUCCUACCCCCCUGAGCCAGAGGAUGUUCCUCCCCAGUGGGCAGAUUCUGUGCCCCUCCCGGGCUAUGUAGAAGCCUUCCCACAUCCCCGCUACCCCCAGGGCAGCCCCCCCAUGCUGCCGAGGCAGUACAGCCAAGCGUCAUCCAGCCACAGCGCCCCAGACCACCCGGCUACACCGUCAACUGCUGCUUCCCAGCAGAGUCUGACCGGCACUGUGGACACCCCCGACACCUCCCUCAGCAAUCUCUCCACGGCCGCCCUGGUCAAGGCCAUCCGAGAGGAAGUGGCCAAGCUGGCCAAGAAGCAGACGGAUAUGUUUGAGUUUCAAGUCUAGAGCCCCUAGUGUCCUGGAGGCCAAACCAAUUUUUGUGUACUGUGGUGCAGAAAGCCACCGGCCCAGGCAGGACAGAACUGUAUCUAAAAGUGUCCCCUGUCCCCUUUUUAAAUAGGAUUUGCUUGAUUCUGUUUUGUUGUGAUUUCCCCUUUUUCCCUUUCAUUUGUCUAAGACAAACUGUUUACCUGUGUUGUUUGCAUUCAGUUUCUGGCAUCUUCUUUGGCACUUACAACUGAAAAGCUAUAUCUAACAAACAUCCUGUGUGAUUGUGUUAAUCACGGACAGCAGCAUUUUACUCAAGGAAAGAAUCCUAAUGAAGAUGAAAAGCCUAGAGGUGCAUGUCCUCACAGAAUAAAAAAAUCUGUGAAGAUAAUGCAUCAAAGCAAAGUGAGCUGUAUACAUCCUGGAGAAUCCCAGAACUACCCGGAAACACCCAUCUGAUUUACAUGCUGUGUAAUAGUGUCAUGCUUAUCUAGAUGGAAGACUCCGGCAUGGAACAUUUCAUUUUUUUUUGCUCUCCAUUACUCAGAGACUUUCAGAAGACACUGGUGAAUCCAGCGACAUGGUCCACUGAACAGAAAUGAAACUGACAAAGGUUUAUGUUGCAUGGCAAUGGGUAGCUGUCAAGAGGCUGUCAAACCUAGUAAAACAUACCAUUUUAAAAGUGUGUUAAAUAAUUUGUUUCUGUCCCAAUUUUCAUAAUCACUCAUGUGACUAUGACAUUACUGACCAAUUCCUAGUAAUUUCAUUCAUGACACAAACACGGCAUGAUGAGUUUGCUCAGUGGUUCUGUAUUCCUGUCUUAGGAAAAUCAGCAGGAAAUCUGUAACUAACCUAUGCAGUCUGUAUCUGUAACAGCGACAGUGGUCAUUCAGAUCACACAAAUCAGAGAACAGCUCCAGUAAGUCACUUUAGCAAUGAAAUCUUGCUAUAACAAACAUUACUGUGGAUUUUUUAAGUAAGUUAUGUAACAAUGAAUAUCACAAAAAUAUAUUUGAAAGUAUAGCUAAUGGAAGUUUCAUUAGUAAUGCAAUGGAUUGAUACUUUCUUAUGAAUUGUACAAAAUCACAUAUUUUCAUGAAUUUAUUUAAAUGAUUACCCCGUUACAUAUUACUGAAACCAGUCAUUGCACACGUCAUCGCAAAAACAUGCAACCUUACUUUACCAUGAGGUCACUCUUUUGGGGUCACUGUAGUGCUAAAAUAUUAUAAAAUGUUACCAUAAAAGGCGUAAUACCAGCAAUAAAUUCCCUCUUAAUUUAUAUAUGACAGCAAUUUGUAACAUUUUUAAAGAUUGCUUAUCACAACGUAGAAACAUUUGCUUAUCUCUUAAACUGGAUUUCAGUAGGAGUCCACAGUGAGUGCAUCCAUAUUGGUGAACUAAGGCUUUAUUUGGAAUAUGCAGCUUUUGCCAGCCCUGAAUAUCCAGUAUGCAGAGAAAGGUUUAAAUGGACAGUUCAGGUGGACAGUUUGUUGUGCUAAAUAAGGACUUUGUGCCAAUUAACUGGAAAUCCCUUUUCUUUUGGCAACAAGCCUGUAGAAAUUUAACAUGUAUCUUUGUACACCUUUUAUUGCAGCCUUAUGAGUAAAGCCUGAACACAAUUUUUAAAUAUUUUUACUCAGUCUUUUGUAAAGUAGCAUUAGUCUUUUAAAAUACAUAUGUUCAUAAUAUGUUUUUAAAAUACAUAUAUAAUUUAGAUUUGCAGUAAUUUGGGAUUUGUUUGUGAAAAUUCAGUACCAAGAAAUAUGUAUGAAUAUAAAAUGAUAUAUUGUACUGAAGUGACUAAAAUAACAUUCUCAAAAAUGAUGGUAUAGCUAUUUACAGGUUAUGCAGUUCUCACCCCCCGCCCCCCCACCAAAAAAAGCUUUCUGCUUUAUCCAUGUUUUCAUGGACAGUAAUGUUAUACCUUUAAUGUGUUACAUGUGUUGAUGUAACUGGCAUGUGCUCUUCCAAAAGAAUGUGUUUGCUGCAUGCAGUGUGAGUAACUCUGACACAAAGGGCUUUUUGUACCUGUGCUCCUUCUCAAUGGUGAUGGAACUGGAAACGCUGUGGUCCCCGGUGAGGCCCGAAUUGGUGAUUCAUCACUGCAGACUGUAAAUGUCCUUUGUGCACUUUCAUCGCCUCGUAAAUGAUGUACUGUGAUGCAUAAAUGAAAGUACUAAAAUGCACUUUAAACCACCAAGCAUACAUUCAUUAUAAUGGAUUAUUUAAGAGACGCCCGGAAGACCGCUCGAGGUUUUCCUAAAUUAAAAGUGAGGCUUGGUUCCCCCCCUCCCCCCCCCACAUUGCUUUGAACCAGAAUAAUAGGAACUUAAAAUGGAGCAAGAAAAAUCAGGACCAGUGCCAGGAUUGUUAAACCAAACCAGUGUUAACAUCUUUAUUGCAACAAAUGCUACAUAUCAGUUUGUACAACUAAAACACCCCAGAUACCAAAUGGGGAUACAUUAUAUACCUGUGAGUUUGAUAUAUGCUUUACAGUGUAGUUGCAAUUGUUUAUGUUGACGGGUUUUAUCCGUGGAGUGUAAUUUAAUUAUUCCGGGGACUUCACUGCUUUAAUAUCCUUAUAUAUUGCUAAUUGAUCUAACCACUAAAACUCCUAUAAUUUGCAAGGCAUCCUCCCAGGAGCCCAUAGAAGGCAGUUUCAGGCUCCUGUAAAGUAUAUCUGUGUGUCCCCCGUCCCAGCAAAGCCUGUCUUGCAGCCAGCUGCAGCACAGCCAGCCACGAUGGCUCAUUGUCCCUGCAGCACUCUGUUUUCUCAUUACAUACGUAAAAAAAAUGUACAGCUCUGUUGUUUUAACAAACUUUGCUACCCAGAAGGGUUUGUAUGUAAAUAUGUUACUUAUAAUUAAGCAUUCUCUUACUUUUAAAAUAUUUUCCAUUUUUUCCAUGUUUACUAGUAUUAUGACUAACUGCUAUUUGAAAAAUGUAUAAAACAAAUGUCUUUCAGCGAUUAAUUUUAUUUAUAAGAAUUAACAUACGUUUACAUACAUUUUAAAGCUGAGUUUUAUCUGAUUUCAUCUGAACAACAUAAAUGAGUGAAAUAAAUGUAUGAACAUUGAAAUUGUACUUUUUUCCUACUGUCUGCAUCAAAAUAAGUUAUAUUAUUUUUGGAGAUGGCAUAGCAACUUCUUGUAGCUCAUAACGAAACUGAAUUUGGGCUCAGAAUUCUGCAAAUUUAAUUUACCAUUUACUUUAUUAGGCAUACAACCCCCAAAAAGCUGGGACAGUGUGAAACUACAGUGUAAUUAGUUCAAACUUUACAUAUGAUAUUUUUAUAUUUUGAAUUACAUAUGAGCAAAAGAGAAUUUACCAACCACCAUUUUUGUUUUUUGUUGCAUUUUUCACUGUCCCAAGGGGUUGUAGAUUUCUUUUAUUCUGCUGAACGUUUUAAUAAAUCUAUAAAAAUGUAGCAAAUAUUAUAACAUGAUACCCAUUACGAUAAAAUUAGCUUCUGGUCAGUAUUGUUACACCAUAACAGCUAUUUGGUUCCUGGACCUAACAGUCCGGCGUGACUUGUACAGAACCGGAAGUACGCUGGUUCAAUAUUCCCAUUACACCGAGCACCCCUCUCGUUGCUUUUCGGGUUAGCUGUCGGUUCAGUCCUGCAUUUCGUUUCUGGGUUUUCAGGUUGCUUUUAUCUUUUUUCAUUUCCAGCUGUU